UUUAGUUUUUAACCGUAGAAAUUUGUAGCGGAUUCAGAUCAUGGUGAAUUCUAAUGCUUUGUUUUGGUUGAUUGACUUUGACAUCCUUAGGGUCGCUGCUUCUCUUCUAGAAGUAGCAGCGAAAAAAAAAAACAUAAUGAAGGCACAGAGUGCAGCACAGGCGGUGGUCACCGAAAGCAUGCUAGCCAACGUGAGUUCCGGUGGUCCUAGGUGAGGCUUGCAGCACGUCCGCAUAGUGACCAUGUCGCUGGGUCAACGGAGGCACCGGGAGAUGCAUUUUCAUGUUGGUCUCUGGUUGCUUGCUGCGACGACGGUGCGUAGAGCAGUAGCCGGCGAUUAUGUCCCGCGUGCCCACGACCAUGUCACUGAAGAGGAGAAAUUCUGCGCAGAGCAGAUGCCGUAUCUCGUGAUCGGCAGUGGCGGACAGGCAGACAACGACGAUGAGGCACAUGACGCAGAAUUCAAAGCUUAUUUCGCCGCUCUAUCACCGGCUAAGGAUCCACAUGUGGAGAUUGGGAGCAAGUCAGCCACAUCAACUCCAUUACCAGAGCUUCCCAACCAUCCUCCUUCGUAUUCCUUCUGUCGACCGCAUCUCUUACGCGCCUAUCAUCGCAACGCCUUACCGGGAUACGAGUAUGGGAGUGAGGACUGUCCCUACUGGGCCCAAAUGGCAACGCCUGACCGCAAAUUCUUCCGACGUUUGAGUUUCGAGCACCUCUCUCAGUUUCGUUUGAUGGAACCUUGGGACCCGCCACUAAGGUUCGAUAAGAAGGAAAGCGAUCAAACCUUUGCUGUCCGCAGUGCUGGCACAACUACUACUACAAGUACCGUCGAAGAAGAAGUUGUGUCUUCAGACAAUGGAAUUUCAUCAGAUGAAGAGUCUUCAACAUCACCGAAAACGUCAACUGUCAUGCUUUAUAUCGGCGCUUUUCGGAAUGGAACAGACGGCAUGCACUUCGCUGCUCAACAUCCCGAAUUGGAAGUUCAUUUUUUUGAACCAUCGAACGACUUCUUUCAAGACCUCGUGACGCAUGUUGCGAAGGACAAAGGAGUCGACUCCACAGGAGAGAUGAAACCAGAAAACUUCAAAGAGGAGCAUGACCAACAGAAUUAUGACGGUAAAGUGACUAAAGCUAGACUUGAUAUCAGUUUUUUCUGAUGAAGAUCGAGUUCGAGCAGAGCCUGGCCUUUCUUGAUUAUUUUUUUCCACUGGACGCUAUCUCUAAUAAGAGCGAAGGCUGUUCUUCCACAAUUACGGAGUGGGUGCGAAAACCGAAGUACUGCAACUUGCUCUGGGCGCCGAUGGCAGCACUACCGAUAACGCUGGAUGGAUGCAGGCGCACGGUCACGAAUUUGAUAAGAUGGAAAGCGUACUAACUACUUAGUUUAUUUAACCUUUCUUGUAGUCUUGCAUUCAUUGUGUAUUUUCAGUUCUGAACAGACACAGACUGUGACUGAUGAGUUCUGUAAGCUCUAGUUGCGACGUAGAACUAGAAGCUGCGUUGCCACCAACACCAACUCUCCCAAAAUCCUACAUCCACUCCAGAUUUUGAUAAAGUCGGUCGAUGAGAUGUUUCGGUCGGUUGCGCGCUUGGGCCCUCCUAAAAAGCGCUACGAGAUCCUGCACAUCAAUUGUGAGGGUUGCGAGUAUCAAGUGCUCCCUAGCUUGAGCUUUGGGACACUGUCGUCAAUCCCGCAUGUGCAAUAUGCUUCACACAUGAUGGACGUUUCUAUGGCUGAGGUGCAUCAGGAUCUUGCAGCGCAGGCAGCGGCUGCAGAAGCAGAGGCUAGAAAGGUACAAGAACAAAAAGGCGUACUAGAAUCUUCUUCUUCAAUAUCAGGAGAAUCGUCUACAGUACCAACCUCAGAACCAGUGGAGGUUAACAUUGACCACAUGACACUUCUCUACACCUUGCAUGGGCGGAAGCUAACCAGGACGUUAUCGAACAUGUGCCGCGCGCACAACUGGUUGUCGAACACGCAUCGGCGAGUUCAAGGACUCCCCUUCAUCUGGGAACGCUGGGUGCGAAAGUGCCACUGGGAAGAGGUGGACAUGGGAGAAAUCAAUCUUCCUCCCAGGUUGGACAGUGCUGGGGUAAGUGGUGGCGAAGGAGAAGGAAACGAAGCCACCUUCUCUGCGCCUGCUUCAUCAUCCUCUUCUAGUACGCCAGAGAAGCAAGGAGUUGUUCUUGUUGCUGAGACCAAACCACCAGGCGUGCACCUGGUCGAUUUCACGAAUGAGGUCGCAUCCAACCUGUUUGGGCGCAGAAUGCAGGAGAAGCAAGGGGAGCAAGAGGAUGCUGAAGGCGCAAAGCUUGGCACUCAAGGAUUACCACACUCCUUCGAAGUGUUCGCCAACGCAUGCGCCAUGACCAUCUGCAAUAAUGGAGGCCUUACGCCGACAGGACAACUUGAAUACUACUGGGGCUUCACGUUCGAGGAAGAUCCGGACAAUGGCAUGGCACGCUGCUUCGGGAUCAGUCACAAUGAGGCUACAGUAGAAUGGGAAAGUGCUCGAGGAGUUCAUCGGGAACGAGGAGAUGAUCAAGAUGAACAUGGAAAAGAAGUAUCAGCUACAACCCCUUCAUCAAGUAGUAGGAGAACCUCGAGGAUCGAUGCUUCACCUAGAAAUAGGGUUACGAUGCGCUUUUUAGUGCCACCUGAAGUAGUAAGUGAAGGAGAAUUCAAGGAAAAAUCACGUAGAGCGAAACAUGCUGAUCCGUAGCUGUAUUCCACGAGCAAAGGUGGUCGAAGGUGUUCGAGAGUCCUAGUUUUACAAGACGC
This is a messenger RNA of Amoebophrya sp. A25, 2784 nucleotides long. The record is from the annotation of a GenBank genome assembly. Lineage: Eukaryota; Dinophyceae; Syndiniales; Amoebophryaceae.